Messenger RNA from Morus notabilis, 2442 nucleotides. RefSeq lists its product as uncharacterized. Bases 313 to 2094 code for a protein of 593 amino acids. The transcript is spliced from 4 exons. Lineage: Eukaryota; Viridiplantae; Streptophyta; Magnoliopsida; Rosales; Moraceae. The record is from RefSeq and is a predicted model, not a curated record.
CUACUAUAGACUGUACUUCUAUUUCCAGUUCUCUCUCUCUCUCUCUCUCUCUCUCUCCCUCCGGUACCUUGGGGCUUGGGUUUCGUUUUGGUUUUCUUUGCAGAGAAAAUCAAUAAAACACCUAGUAAAGCUUUAAAUUCCCGUCUAUUUUCUGAAACUCCGGCCAUUUCUUCGUCGUUCUUCGACUUGUGAGCUUGUGAACCAUAAAGAAGAAAACUCAGCUUCUCUGAUGUGAUUUGUAGGUAGAAUCGCGCAAUUUCAUAUGCAAAAGAGGUGGGGGAUUGCAGGUGUAGUGAUUUGGAUGAGAAGAUCAUGGCAACUAAUGGCGAUUGCGUGGUUUCGGAGUUGGAUAUUGAAAAGAAGGAAACUGAGUAUGAAGCACUUGAGGCCAAGUUAAGGGCUGUGGAAGCUGAGAAGCUUGCUAUUGAGGAACAACUAGAGGCUUUGAAGAGAGAGAUUGAUGAACUUAAGGAGCGCAUUCAUAGCGGUAAAGAUGGAUUCAAGACAGAUUUUGGAGGAGCAAAGAGGAUAGAGAGAGUUGUUGAUCUGACUGGGGAUGGCUUGGAUGAAGAUAGGACUACUGAGCUGAUGCUUGUGAAUACAGUUUUGGAAAUUGAGAAGCAAAGGGCGGAAAGAGAUGCUAAGGCUUGGGAGAAUAAGUUUAAGGAAUUGAGGUUGCAGAUGUUAGAUAUGCAAAAGAAUUUUGUGUCGGGCGGUGAACAGUGGCUGUUGGCUGGAAUGUCAGACGGAAGCAAGGAGAAAUUUGUGGAUUUGGUGGACUUUGUGCCGAUCCUCCGCUCUCCUGAUAAAUGGAUUGGUGAUCUGAAACCAGCAGGUUCAGCUUCUAAUUACACACCGUGUAAACGUGAUGAUUGGAUCAAGGAAGAACCUAAAGGUGUUUGUUUAGAUUCUACAGUUGAGUAUACCACCAAUCAGCGCGUUAGAAGACAAUUGGCAUUCAAGCAAGAGAAGAGUUCUUGUAAGAAGAUGGCUCCAUCUACCCCUGCUGCUACUAGACCUUCAUCUCGCACCAUUGUUGAUAUCGUUGACAGUGAUGAAGAACCUAAUAAUACCCGUGUCAAAUUGCCUAAUGAUGAUGCGGGAGAUGGAAAGAUUGUCAGCCCAUUGGAGUGUGCCUUAGAAGGGAAUGUAACUAGUGAAAAGGGGAUGACUAGGGAGAUGAGUUUGAAGCAGACAAACUGUGACCGGAACAAUGUGGAAGAUAUAGGUGCAUGCAAAGAAAAAAUUCCACCGGUUCCGACUCCAAAAAGGAAACGAGCUCAAAAUAUGGUCAUGAGUGAUACUGAUAGUGACAGUGACGAUAACAUUCCAAUUUCUAGACUCAAGAGGAUGAAUCUUGGGGACAUAGGUCCUGUUCAUAAUGACUCCUAUGUGAAUGCUAAUACUUCAGUUGACACCAAAAAAGAAUCCGCAACCCGUCCAAGGAGGCGCCUGGUGCCACUAAGGAAAUGCAGGGGGAAAGGUAGGUCAGAGGAAAAGCCAUCAAGUGAUACAACUGAAAGUAGAUGUGGUCGUGGAAUUUCUACUCAUGUAGAUUCUGAAGAUGAUGAGUCGGACGUGACGGGCUCAGAUGAUGAAGAUGAAACUCUUGGUGGAUUUAUUGUCGACAGCUCUGAUGAAUCUAAAGGUGAUGAGGUUUCUGGUGAAACCGAUGGUAGUUCAGAUGAAGAAGAAGACUUAUCUAAGAUUUUAUCUAAUUUUCAGAGGAAAAGAGAGAAAAAUUCCAAGUGGGAGUUAGAGGGUGACAUGCUUGCAGAUUUCGGCAAGGAUGAUGAAUUGUGCAUGAAGGCUGUUUGUGCUCUUUACCGCCAGCAGACUGCUGACGAAAAGGCAAGCAAGGGAUCAUUGCAUCACAACAACCGUGGGUUCAACAAGUUUGAUGCUUUCAGAGGGACUUCUUUGGCCGAGUUUCUUACAGGUGGAGACCCCCAAGGUGAUCUGAAAGUGUCUGUAAAGGAUUUGGAGAAGUAUGAUUCCAAGGCCGUCGAAUGGUGCAGAAAUUGGGCCACCAAAUACUCUAAGCAACUUUUUGCUAUAUACGAGAACAAAGAGGAUCCACUCUUCCUUCCUUGAUUUGCAGUGUAAGGUGCCAUUAUGAAGUGUUGGAACUUUAGAAAGAAGUGUAUUUCAAAGUGGCUUUUUUUUGUGGUGGUCCUUUUCACUCUUGGUGUAAAAAUUUAUAGUCCCUUUUGGUUUCUAAUCCGGUUUUUACAUGUAUUAGGAUCGGCUGUAAAAAGAAAAAAUUAGCUCUUGAAUUGUUAUGGUACAAUAUGCUGAUAGUUGUAAGAUAUUUAAUCCCUGUACUUGCUUCGUUAGGCUAAUGCUCAGUGAAGGCUGAGUUUGUAAUCAUCUUCGGACGCUGUGAAUUUAACUUAAGUACAUGACCAUUAGUCAAUAUUAUCUGUCACAAAAUCAGAUUAA